AUGGGGGGAGGGAUGGUGGUGGCGUACUGGUUGACGGAGCACCCGGCGAUCGUAGGAUUCCGGUGGAGCCACUCCCAGUCGUGGGGUUCAACCUGGUACUUCCUCGUCUCCUCCAUCGCCGCGUACCUCUCGGCGGCGCUGGCUCUGCACCUCCUCCUCCGCAUCGCCGGCCGCCGCCGGCCCCUCCCCCUGGGUCCUCUCCCGGCGGUGCACUCACUAUCCAUGGCCCUCGUCUCCGCCGUCAUCUUCCUAGGGACCCUCCUCUCCUCCGCCGCAGAAAUCCGCGACACCCACUGGUUCUGGCUCAACCGGCGCACCUCGCAGCUCACCCACCCACUACAGUGGCUCCUCUGCUUCCCCCCGGGGACCCGCCCCUCCGGCAGGGUCUUCUUCUGGUCUUACGCUUUCUACCUCUCUCGCUUCCUCCACUUGCUCCGGUCCUUCUUCCUCAUCGCCCGCCACCGCGGAGACGACGGCGACGACGGCAGCGGCGGUGGCUCCCUCUCCCUCGCGCGGCUCCUCUCCAACUACUCCAUCCCCGUCUGCACCUCCUUCCUCUUCCUCGAGUUCUCCCAGUCCGUGCAGGUGAUGACCAUCCUCUCCACCACCCUCUCCUCCCUCGUCGUCUACGGCUACCGCUUCUGGCUCGGCGUGGGGCUGCCGUGGGGGGUACCCUUCCCGGCGGUGCUUGCGUCCUGCCAGGCCAUGUUCGUGGCCUGCACCCUGGCCUGCGAUUUCGGCGUGCUCCUCCUCCAUUUCUGCAAGGGCGGCUGCAACGGCAUCGGCGCAUGGGUCUUCAACUCCCUCCUCAACGCCGCCCUCUUGCUCCUCUUCCUCCUCAAGUACAACGUGAAGGGCCGGCCUUGCUGGAGCUGCGUGCCGUUCCCCAAGGACGACCGCUCCGCCUCCCGCCGCCCCCUCGCCGCCGGCGACAACUCCACCACCGUCCUCAAAGAUCACUAA
Molecule: messenger RNA, 963 nt
Organism: Spirodela intermedia
Lineage: Eukaryota; Viridiplantae; Streptophyta; Magnoliopsida; Alismatales; Araceae
Source: the annotation of a GenBank genome assembly